GGGGAACAGAUUGGGGUGGUACGUGAGGGAGGUUGGCGCCUGCGGGGAGGGACACGGCUGUCGCCUUCUUGGCCUGGCCUUGGGUUUGCGCAUGCGCAGUAUCCUCUCACUGCACCUGUUGGCCCCCCCGCCCCCUUGAGCCCGCUGUCCGCCUCCUUCCUGGGUGUCAGGUGUUCCCACACUUGCUUCCUUGUACCUUCAUCCUCUACCUGGACACCCAGGGGCGGAGCAGCGGUGGGCGGGCAUGGAAAUGGGUGAGGAAGCUGGGCAGGUGGCCAGUCCCUGAUCAGGUCCUGGCAGUGGUGCCUGCACGGCCCUCCCCUUGUUUACAGUAGGGGUGGGUUCCCUGGGCCCCAGGUUGGCCUGAUGAAUGAGGCGGAUCGCGGAAGAGAGGCAGAGGUGAAGAGUAGGACUCCAGCCCAGGUUCCUCCAACCUUGGAGAAGGCGAGAGAUGGGAGGAGGAGGGUAGAGGCCUGAGAUGCCAGCACAGGCCCGUGCUGUUGGGGUAGGAGGGAGGCCUGGCUCUGUUCCGCUCCCUUCUCUGUGGGGCCAUUGCUGUGGCCUGGGGGAAGGCUGGUGCCUGAGUCACUGGGAUCUGGGGCUUGCGGGGGCACGGGACGAUACAGAGUAGUCCUGGGCCAGGGAGGAGGGGUCCAGGCAGAAGCCCAGGUGGGCUCGACCUGGCCAGGGCAGCCUGCAGGUGCCAGCCUUGGCCUGAGUGGGCUGUCAGGGUCACCCAUGGGUGGGGGGUGAGUGGCCCAGUGAGCUGGGGCUCCCCCAAGCAGGUGCACUGGGGCUGUUGGGAAGCAAGGCAGUGGAAGAGGCGGCUGAGGGUCCGAGACUGAGACUGGCAGCCCCUGUACCAUCGGGGACAAUAGGGUGGCCAGCGAGACAUUCAGGAACAGCUGAAAGCUCCGUUGUGCCAUUUUGUGGCCAGUGGGCUGUCGUGAGCGGGAACGACUGGCUGAGGGGUCACAGUUGGGGGCGGUAUCGGGUGCCCAGCCUGACCUUCAGGCAGCGGGGUUCACUAGGUGUUGCUGUGGGCAGCCUGGCACAGUGGACAGUCAUUUGGGAACCAUUUGGGAGUCCUUGUGGGCCAGGAACAGCCACAGGGACCGUGGGGACCUCUUCAGAGCUGCCCGGGAGGCCCCCGAUGGUCCUCCAGGGACAGCCAGGCCCUGGGUGAUCCGGCCCAUCGCAGCAGAGCAGGAUGGCGGCCUCCCAGCUGGCGGCGCUGGACGAGGCGGAGGCAGGGCCCGGGCCACUGCCACUGACGGAGGCCAGCCCCGCCUUCCUGUACUCUGAGGGCCAGCGGCUGGCGAUCGAGGCACUGCUGAGUGAGGGCAGGAACGCCUUCCAGGCCUGCGUACAGCAGGAGGGGCUGCGGCCCUUCUUGAGUGAGGAUGAGGUCCAAACCCUGGCAGCAGCUGCCGAGGACUGGACAGAAGCUGGGCAGGAACCUGGCGGGGCUGCAGAAGGGGCUGCCGCCACCACCGCCGACCCAGCCAAGAGCAGCCUGACCUACUGGCCUGGGCAGUCGGAGGAGCCAGUGCCCCUGCUGCGGCUAGGCUGGCCAGAGGGUACCACCUGGAAGGGCAUCACCCGGGCACAGCUGUACACCCAGCCCCCCGGCGAGGGCCAUCCACCCCUCAAGGAGCUGGUGCGCCGAGAAAUCCAGGCUGCCCGCAAGCUGGUGGCCGUGGUCAUGGACGUGUUCACUGACCCAGACCUUCUUUUGGACCUGGUGGAUGCAGCCACGCGCCGCUGGGUCCCCGUGUACCUACUCCUGGACCGCCAGCGGCUGCCUGCUUUCCUGGCGCUGGCCGGGCAGCUGCGGGUGAACCCCUGGGCCACUGAGAACCUGGACAUCCGCGUCGUGCGGGGCUGCACUUUCCGGAGUCGCUGGCGACGGCAGGUGAGCGGCGGCGUGCGGGAGAAGUUUGUGCUGCUGGAUGGAGACAGGGUCAUCUCAGGGUCCUACAGCUUCACGUGGAGUGACUCUCGCCUGCACCGCGGCCUGCUGACCCUGCUGACCGGAGAAAUCGCUGAUGCCUUCAGCCUCGAGUUCCGCACGCUUGUGCAGGGAGCCCGCACAGCCAGUGCACCCCUGGCCCGACCCAGCCGCUCCCUGUGGGACCUGAGCCGCCUGUCUCAGCUCUCGGGCUCCAGCGACGGCGACAGUGAGCUCAAGCCCUGGGGCUCCAAGGAAACCCCCGCCAAGGCCCUGAUGAGACAGCGGGGCACUGGAGAGGCCCGGCCCCUGGCCCGGUGCCAGCCUUGGGGCAGCCCCCUGCCCCCGAUCCCUGCCCGCCGGCUCCGCUACCUGUCCCCGACCCGCAGGAGGUUUGGUGACAACGCUCUGUCCAAGCCGGUGGAGCUCAGAGGCGUCCAGCGGCCGGACUGGGCCUCUCGCUGUGGACGAGCCGGGCGCCCCUGACAGGAGCCCGGCCAGUGUGGCUGCUGUUGGUGCCCACUCAGAGCCCGGCCUGGCCCUGGGCAGAGGGAGGGCUUUUGUCCGCUUGCCCCAGAACCGGGCCGGCCCGGGCCCGCUCUAGGCUCUGUCGCAGCGGGAAGCCGAAAGCCCCCAGUUUCAGGCUCAGCCAGGCCAGGCCUGUGUGGAGGAGACCUGGCUGGAGCGGGGCCCCCGCGUGGACUGUGGGGUGACUCGGAGAAGCCUGUGGACAAACGAAGAUCAGGCUCCGCCGGGCCCCGGGGCUGAGCGGGGAGCUGGGGGGUCC
This is a messenger RNA of Fukomys damarensis (Damara mole-rat), 2738 nucleotides long. It is a transcript of the gene Sack1e, whose product is annotated as family with sequence similarity 83 member E. NCBI's taxonomy places the organism in Eukaryota, Metazoa, Chordata, Mammalia, Rodentia, Bathyergidae. The transcript is spliced from 6 exons. Bases 1211 to 2437 code for a protein of 408 amino acids. The record is from RefSeq and is a predicted model, not a curated record.